CGACGCCAGCAACCACCCGCCGCCGCUCACUCCACUCCAACAGUCCCAUUCCUCCACCUCUCCUUCCCUAUCCCUCCGCCAGUCCACGGCACACACACAAAAUGGCACCGCGGCGCAUCGAGCAAGAAGAAAUCGAGAAAUACUGGGAGAUCUUCAGCUCCCUGGCCAAUGGCGCCACUCACCUCGACGGGGCGCAGGCCGCACCGGUGCUCAAGAACAGCCAAUUGAGGGACGAUCAGCUGGAACGGGUGUGGGAUCUGGCGGACGUGGAUGGGGAUGGCAAGUUGGAUUUUGAGGAGUUUUGCGUGGCCAUGCGGUUGAUUUUCGAUUUGAUCAAUGGGGAAUCCGUCGACGUCCCCUCGUCGCUCCCGGACUGGCUCGUCCCCGAAAGCAAAGCCCACCUCGUGCAAGCCACGCGCGCCAUCUCGGGCUCCCAGCCCGCCUUCGAACCCGUCUCGGACGACGAAGACGACACCCCGGGCCUCCGCGACGGCUUCGACUGGUACAUGUCACCCGCCGACAAGGCAAAGUACGAGGAGAUCUACAGCGCCAACCGCGACCAGCACGGCAACAUCACCUUUGCGUCUUUGGAAUCCCUUUUCCACGACCUGCAGGACAGCGUGCCGGACUCGGACAUCCGGUUCGCGUGGAACCUGGUGAAUCCCAAGGCGCGCGAGAGCGUGGGCAAGGAUGCGGCGUUGGCGUUUCUGCACAUUUUGAAUCAGCGGAGCGAGGGGUUCAGGGUGCCGAGGAGCGUGCCGCCGAGUCUGCGCGCGAGCUUCGAGAAGGGUCAUGUCGAGUUCGAUGUGGAUCGUGCGGGGGCGAAUCGGAAUCGGUGGGCGGAGAAGGGCGGAGAUGACACAGCGGCUGGGAAGAAGAGUCGGUUUGGGGAGGCGUAUCUGACGAGGUUGGGGAUCGGGGAUCGGGCGAGGGGGAAGGGCACGGAUUUUGGAGGGCGCACGACGGAGGAUUGGGAGGAGGUGCGGCUGAAGAAGCAGCUGAGGGAGUUGGAGGAGAAGAUUGAGCGGGUGGAGAAGGAGGCGGAGAACCGGAGACAUGGGCGGAGCAAGGAUAGCAAACCUGCGCUGGUGAAGCGCGAGCUGGAGCUGCUGUUGGAUUAUAAGAGGCGGGUGCUGAGGGAAUUGGAUAGCGGCGACGGAGGCGCGGUAAAGGGGCUGGGGAGCAUAAGGGAGGAUAUUGAGGUUGUGAGGGAGCAGGUGGAUGGCUUGGAAAAGCACUUGGAGAAGCGGUUGGAGGUGCUUGCUGAUCUAAGAAGGCAGAUUGAGGAUGAGAAGGCCUCGCGGUAGGAUUGAAUUACCAGGAGGGAGUAAUCCAAUCCUCAUGACUGCAACUUAAUCGUCUACUGUACGUCUUCCGUCACUGGUUCCCCACCUCGUCCUCGCACACUCCAACUCUCUGCAGGCCUCACACAACGCCUCUUCACCCGCGUCCAUAUCACAUAACCCCAUUCUUUGCACUGUAAAGAGUCCUUCCGUCAAAUUGUAAUCCUCGCCGUCAUCGCCAUCGUCGUGGAGCUCCC
Messenger RNA from Westerdykella ornata, 1540 nucleotides. Its product is annotated as cytoskeletal adaptor protein saga. Lineage: Eukaryota; Fungi; Ascomycota; Dothideomycetes; Pleosporales; Sporormiaceae. The transcript has 2 exons. Gene Ontology annotation, biological process: actin filament organization; actin cortical patch assembly; endocytosis. Gene Ontology annotation, cellular component: actin cortical patch; nucleus; cytoplasm. Gene Ontology annotation, molecular function: protein binding; calcium ion binding. Bases 102 to 1307 code for a protein of 401 amino acids. The record is from RefSeq and is a predicted model, not a curated record.